CAUAACGCCGGAAAAAAAGCGAUAAUAAGGUUCACUGGGGGUCUCCGAUUGACCUUUCGUUUGAGUAUAAAUACCGAGUUCGGGCGAUAAUUAUGCAGUCUUUAAAUAAGUGCCUCCCUAAUGACUUGUGACGCGAAGUGACCGAAAAAUACUUUUUUUGAGUGCUUUUCCGAAAUAUUCAUUCACACACGGAAGCGCUAAUGCAGUUAUCAAGUCUUCGCUAUAAAAUGACCAUUGCUGAUAAAUUCCGCGUCAACCCUAUCUAUUAUUCCGACUAUUCCGAUACGACCCGUGGUUUGUAAAAGGGGGCACUUCCUAUUUUUUGUACUUACUUAAUUGAACCAAUCGAAGACUAAUUCUUAUCAGUAUAAUACCCAAAAAUGGAUAUCGUUGCUAGUUAUCCGUUGGUAAAAGCGUUCCUUGCCGGUUCUUUCUCCGGCACCUUUUCCACAAUUCUGUUCCAACCCUUGGACUUGGUCAAAACCCGUUUGCAAAACCCCACCCCUGUCUUACAGGGGCAACAUGGGGGCGCGCGCAUGGUCACCAUCUUCGUCAACAUCCUCCAGCAGGAGCACCUCCGGGGGCUGUGGCGCGGCAUGACUCCGUCGAUCACUCGCUGCGUCCCGGGCGUUGGUCUCUACUUCUGUUCCUUGGAUUACCUGAAAACACAGUUUUUCACCGAUAAGACACCCUCACCCCUCGAAUCCGUGGCUUUGGGGAUGGUGUCCAGGUGCAUGAGUGGCGUGGCCUUGAUUCCCAUCACCGUGGUUAAAACCCGCGUGGAGAGCGGUGUCUACGGUUACAACAGCGUGACCUCCGCACUCCGGGAGAUCUACAAGACGGAAGGUCUCCGGGGGAUGACGUGCGGUCUCAUCCCCACACUUUUCCGGGAUGCGCCCUUUUCAGGGCUCUAUCUCAUGUUCUACACCCAGACGAAGCUUCUAGUCCCGAGGGAAAUCCUGGAUUCGUCCAUGGCCUCCCCUGCGCAUUUCACCUGUGGGGUUACUGCAGGAGUUCUGGCCUCGGUGGUGACCCAACCGGCUGAUGUUCUGAAGACUAAAAUGCAGCUCUACCCGAAUAAGUUCAACGGGUUGUGGUCGGUGGUUGUCUACGUCCAUGGGAAGUACGGGGUUAGGGGCUACUUCAAGGGGAUGGUCCCCAGGAUGUUGAGGAGGACUUUGAUGGCGGCGAUGGCCUGGACGGUGUAUGAGCGGCUGUCUAAGUCAAUUGGGUUGAAGUGAAACCCUAACUUGGGUUUUCAAAGCUACUUGUAACCUUUUGUAUCAUAACUGGGUACGAUGUUGUAUUUUUGGAGCUAAAAUCUACAGUAUUCUAUUUAUAUUAUUAUUGGAAUUUGUAUGUAUUUAUAUUUUUGUUAAAUAAACUCUUACUCGAA
Molecule: messenger RNA, 1396 nt
Organism: Tribolium castaneum (red flour beetle)
Lineage: Eukaryota; Metazoa; Arthropoda; Insecta; Coleoptera; Tenebrionidae
Product: mitochondrial glycine transporter A
Exons: 4
Coding region: 381-1241 (286 amino acids)
Biological process (GO): glycine import into mitochondrion
Cellular component (GO): mitochondrial inner membrane; mitochondrion
Molecular function (GO): glycine transmembrane transporter activity
Source: RefSeq, a predicted model, not a curated record